Molecule: messenger RNA, 795 nt
Organism: Propithecus coquereli (Coquerel's sifaka)
Lineage: Eukaryota; Metazoa; Chordata; Mammalia; Primates; Indriidae
Gene: PTP4A3
Product: protein tyrosine phosphatase type IVA, member 3
Exons: 5
Coding region: 244-765 (173 amino acids)
Biological process (GO): endothelial cell migration; protein dephosphorylation
Cellular component (GO): nucleus
Molecular function (GO): protein tyrosine phosphatase activity
Source: RefSeq, a predicted model, not a curated record
AAGAGUUGGGUUUUCUUUUUUAAUUAUCCAAACACCGGGCAGCUUCCUUCCCCUCUCCCAAGUAUUUGCACAAUAUUUGUGCGGGGUGUGGGGGCAAGUUUUUAAAAGUCUUUUCCCUCUCUUGGACAAGCACAGGGAUCUCAUUCUGCUUGGUUUUGGGGGCUGGUGGGGCUUCUCUGGCCUGGCCCCGGCCUCUCCAGCCCCUGCUGGCCCCGCUGCGCCCGUCCCGCGUGGGGCGGGAGCAUGGCGCGGAUGAACCGGCCCGCCCCGGUGGAGGUGAGCUACAAGAACAUGCGCUUUCUCAUCACGCACAACCCCACCAACGCCACCCUCAGCACCUUCAUCGAGGACCUGAAGAAAUACGGGGCCACUACCGUGGUGCGCGUGUGCGAAGUGACCUACGACAAAGCCCCGCUGGAGAAGGACGGCAUCACUGUGGUGGACUGGCCGUUUGACGACGGGGCGCCCCCACCUGGCAAGGUCGUGGAGGACUGGCUGAGCCUGCUGAAGGCCAAGUUCUGCGAGGACCCUGGCAGCUGCGUGGCCGUGCACUGCGUGGCGGGCCUGGGACGGGCUCCGGUCCUCGUGGCGCUGGCCCUCAUCGAGAGCGGGAUGAAGUACGAGGACGCCAUCCAGUUCAUCCGACAGAAGCGUCGCGGAGCCAUCAACAGCAAACAGCUCACCUACCUGGAGAAAUACCGGCCUAAACAGAGACUGCGGUUCAAAGACCCACACACGCACAAGACCAAAUGCUGCGUCAUGUAGCUCAGGACCAUGGCCAGGCCUGGGGCCUGU